Brassica napus (rape) is the source of this 1227-nucleotide messenger RNA. RefSeq names its product derlin-1. Gene Ontology annotation, molecular function: misfolded protein binding; ubiquitin-specific protease binding. The record is from RefSeq and is a predicted model, not a curated record. Gene Ontology annotation, biological process: endoplasmic reticulum unfolded protein response. NCBI's taxonomy places the organism in Eukaryota, Viridiplantae, Streptophyta, Magnoliopsida, Brassicales, Brassicaceae. Gene Ontology annotation, cellular component: endoplasmic reticulum membrane; Hrd1p ubiquitin ligase ERAD-L complex. The coding region runs from base 237 to 1025 and encodes 262 amino acids. The transcript has 7 exons.
AUCAUUUUCAUCGUCACAUCACGUAGCCACUUAAAUCACGCCACAUCAUCAAUCUGUAACAUAAAAAUCCACGUGGCAAGAAAUGAUUGGAUAAGAUACGCAGUCGCGGAACAAGUGAUUUGUAGAGAAGCUGGGAAGGAACGUUCUAGGGGAGAGAGUUUGUUCGGUGCUCUCUCAAUAAAAAACUUGGAUUGUUCUCCGCUUCUGAAUCAAUCGGAUCUUCGAAAUCGACGAACAUGUCUUCUCCUGGCGAAUACUACAACUCGCUUCCACCGAUAACCAAGGCUUAUGGUACUUUGUGCCUCCUGGCUACAACCCUCGCGCAGCUCGGCUUACUUGCUCCUAUCCACAUUGCUUUGAUUCCUGAAUUUGUGUUUAAGCACUUCCAGGUUUGGAGGCUGAUAACGAACUUGUUUUUCCUUGGUGGUUUCUCUAUCAACUUCGGGAUACGUCUUUUGAUGAUAGCAAGAUAUGGAGUUCUACUCGAGAAAGGGCCUUUUGAGAGGCGGACAGCUGACUUUUUGUGGAUGAUGAUCUUUGGAUCCUUGACUCUGUUGGUUUUGUCAUUCAUACCGUUUUUCUGGACACCCUUCCUUGGAGUUUCACUUGUGUUCAUGCUUCUAUAUCUCUGGAGCCGAGAGUUUCCAAAUGCCAACAUCAGCCUGUACGGUCUUGUCAAUCUUAAGGCUUUCUACCUCCCGUGGGCAAUGCUAGCACUCGAUGUUAUCUUCGGUUCUAAGAUCAUGCCUGACCUUCUUGGCAUCAUAGCUGGACAUCUAUACUACUUCUUAACAGUCCUUCACCCUCUGGCCACCGGAAAGAACUACCUCAAAACCCCGAAAUGGGUUAAUAAACUGGUAGCAAGAUUUCGAAUUGGAGCUCCAGUAGCAGCUGUUCGACAAGCAGGUGGUGUAGGAGCAGUAGGAUCAGGAACUGGAGGAGGAGCUUAUUCAAGCGCUCGUGCGCCGCCAGAGAGCUCCACCAACACAGCAUUCAGAGGUCGAUCAUAUCGUCUCACCGACUGAACUCUCGGGUUACUUCGUUUUUCAAUCAGUAUCACCAUCCCAUAUCUUUUGGAAAGAAUGCCACUGACAAGUAGCAUGUAGCUUUGUGUUUUUUUUUAGCAGUACAGUUUUUGAGUAUAUGACUUUGUAGGGGGAAAGAAAUCUUUUGAGGGGGGUUUUAAAACAAUGUUGUGUUCAGAAUGCUUAGUGCCCUUUUAAAUGA